ACUAUUGGAAGCGAGCGCUCAUGGCAGCUAAUGACUAUCGCGGUUACCUGCGGAACCAUACGGCCAUGGAGAACGGCGAGGCGCGGCUUCAUGCGGCUCACAGCACUCACAGACCACUCAUCUUCGGCACGCUGGCUGUUAUGGGGCUGCUGCAGGUCGCCUCCAGUGUCACCAUCCUGCUGCACCUCACCGGCUAUCUGCACGAGGUGAACCUGUCUUCAACUGAGCCUGUUAAGGAGGCUCAAUCUGAACAUAUAAUGGCUGAUGCGCUGAGAGACAUAAGGAAAAAGGACAAACCCAGAAAAAAAGACUCAAUUCCAGUAGCUCACCUUUCUGUCAAGACUCCCAUUGACUUCUCAAAAACUGAUCCUAAUGCUGUGACCACAGUCUACUGGGAUGAACUCCGAGGCACUCUGAAUAAGAUCAGAUACCAUGAUGGGCGGCUCUUAAUGGAGGAACAAGGAUUGUAUUACGUAUACGCCAAGACUUGUUUUCGCUAUGCCCCUGAACAUGCCACGAAGAAACAGGACGUUAGCAAUGUCCAGUUGUUCCAGUAUAUUUACCAUGAGAUCCACACCCAGUCGAAGAUGAGACCUGUUCUCCUUUCAAAAAGUGGCGGGACAUUACAGUGGGGUAAACCAAAGUUACAACAUGUACUUGCGUGCAAACAGGGAAGAAGUGCUCGGUUGAAAGCAAGUGAUGGCAUUUUUGUCAAUGUAUCCAAUUCACGGCUGUUGGAUCCAGAACCGGAGGGGACUUAUUUCGGUGCUUUUAAAAUGAGCAACUGACAUCUGUUUCUUUUUGCUACUGAACUUGUUUAUGCACAUUUUACAACCUUAUGAACAUUUUCAAAAUGACCAAGAACCACUGAGCACUUAUUUUAGAUCACUGACUUUUGACUUUUAUUUUUGUUCAACAUUGAGUAUAUUGUACAUCAUUUAAGGGCACAUCUGACUUCACUUGUAAGCAAACAGUUAAGUGUGGCAUCAAAGUUUUGAAUUAUUAAUCUUAGCUGCCACUGCAGGUCUUAAGAAGGCAUUGCUGUUUUUAGUGUGGACUUCAACAUCUUUCCAGUUAAAAUAUCACAACCUCGUAUUCAAUUGAACAUUUUGAAGUUGCAGAUUUUAGCAAGGAAGUUCAAGCUUUUGGCUGUUGUUUACAUUUGGCCAAUGUUUGUUAGUGGCAGACUAUAAUAAGUUAAAAAAGCUCUAAAGCUGCCCCUUUGUAUUUAUGUAGCAUCUACGGGAAUGCACUUAUGGACAUCUGUCACCUAAGAUUUUAUAGUGAUAGUUCAAAGCCCAAGAGAUUGCUGCGGGUGGCAGGUCAGGUGUUGGUACAGGAACAACAGAGGACUCUUAAACAACAGCGCUACAUGCUCGCAUUUUCCAAAGCUGAGGAACCCCUGCACUGUGGAGUAGUGCUCUUUGCCUUCUCUAACAAACCCGAUUCAGCUCCUUGGUUAAUAAUUGACCUUUCAGCUGAGUCAGGUGUGUUAAGCAGCCAGAAAGCCCAAUUUUAUGGAGUGUGUUACGGGGUCUGCAGGACUGGGGUCGAUAAUCAUUUUUCAAAAACUUACAAAUAAUAUAGAAUUUUAAACUUGUUAGUAGACUCAAAGCUUGUCACAGAGAGAGAACUUAGCACUGACGGGGGUUUUAGUAUAAACAAGAUCUAAAGAAAAACAGCUGUUGGGUAUCUGCAGCAGUCUAUCGCACACAGUAGUAGUAAUUUGAAUAAGAUUUAUGCAAAAUGACUUUGAACAAGACAUUCACACAAAGGUAAAUACAAUCAAGAUAGCUGGACUGUCUUUUUAUCAUUGUGAGACCUGAAAUGAUUGACAGAGGAAUACAUUGAACCAAACUGAGUUUGGUACACUCUAAUUUAACAGUUCUUUUUCAUUUUACUCCUUUUGGAGAAAAUGAGAAAAUGCACUAAACAUAUUUAUUUAUUUUUUAUGAUGAAAGAGAUGGACCAUUUGUGAAAUGCUCUGUCUUAUUGUAAAAUUAUGUACAGUGUGUUUGUCUGCCUGUGUUCCCUGCUUUCCAGAGAUUUUGGGUGACAGGACUGUAGCUCAGUUGUAUAAGUGCUUUAUGUCAAAGGGAAGCACAGACCUUCUUCUUAAAGCUUAUUUUGAGUGGUUUCUCAUUAAAGAAACUUUGUAUUUAUGUAUUAUUUCUUUGACAAUUCUGUGCAAAAUUCAAUUCAAAGCAGAAUUUAUUGUUCAACAUACCGUUUUAAAUGUCAAACCUGAAUUUUAAGAAUUUUUUCAUAUCUCAGCAAAUGUUUUGUUUACUUGUAUGUUUUAUUUAUAUCAUUUUAACUAAUAAAAAUACUUUUCUAAA
This is a messenger RNA of Pygocentrus nattereri (red-bellied piranha), 2339 nucleotides long. It is a transcript of the gene tnfsf11, whose product is annotated as TNF superfamily member 11. The record is from RefSeq and is a predicted model, not a curated record. Gene Ontology annotation, biological process: immune response. Gene Ontology annotation, molecular function: tumor necrosis factor receptor binding. Lineage: Eukaryota; Metazoa; Chordata; Actinopteri; Characiformes; Serrasalmidae. Gene Ontology annotation, cellular component: membrane.